AUGAAUAUGAACACCAAACGACGCAGAGAGGAAGAGGAGGGCGAGUUUGGCGACGACUUCAGCUUCAAGAGGUUCCGGUCUGUGGAUCAGUCGUCAUUUUCAAACAAGCCCUUUCUGCCCUCUCACACGCCCUCUCCAUCCACAAUCGUGACCGACCUGCAAGCCAUAACGCCCGCACCCAGCGAGUGCGCAAACUCUCCCGAAAGAUUCCUCGACGGCCCUACCAGACAGUACUCCCAAACAGACACGGACAUGGAUAUGGACAUGGACGACGACGAGGCGGAUACGCGCAGUCAGCCCACAGAAGACUCACCCUUUGGCGGCAACUCUUUCAUGCGCCCUCCCAUGCUCAACACCUCGCUCUCAGCACCCUCCAUGCACAACACCAGCCGCAUCCCCACGCCCAUCUACCCAAACUUCCACCGCGCCGGCAUGAACGGGCUAGGCUUCCCAAACAACAACAACAACAGCCCACCAAGCACCCACCCACCCCCCCACGCGCAACCCGCCUGGCAAGCAGCCCGCCACGACCUAGACGACGACCGCACGCGCCGCAUGCCGUCCCCCAUCUCCGAAGACGAAGACCUAGCAGGCUCCCCCAUCGAACUGACGCAAUCCCAACUCUCACGACUUAGUGUGUCGUUCGACGAUAUGGACACCGCUACCGAUGCUGUCGAGACGUGCUCACCACCCGCUGCUGCUGCCCCGCCCACGCCGCGCAGUGGCAGGAAGCGAAGCGGUGCGCUGACGGGGUCGGGCCGUCUUGUUAUGGGGUAUCGCGAGGACUGCGAGAAGUGCAGGUUGAGGGUGCCGGGGCAUUAUUCGCAUUUUUUGCCUGCGUAG
Messenger RNA from Dothidotthia symphoricarpi CBS 119687, 843 nucleotides. RefSeq lists its product as uncharacterized. The transcript has 2 exons. The coding region runs from base 1 to 843 and encodes 280 amino acids. Lineage: Eukaryota; Fungi; Ascomycota; Dothideomycetes; Pleosporales; Dothidotthiaceae. The record is from RefSeq and is a predicted model, not a curated record.